GAGGAGAGAAACGAAAAGAGCAGAGUGGAGCCGGCGGCGAAGCUAACUGCUAACUCGGAUGAAUCGUGCUGCCGGAGCAGAGAAAGAGGAGUUUUAACACCGUUUUUCUGGAAAUGGAGGAAGACAACAACGAGCAGAUGAGACCGCUCCUCACAUCUGGCAACGAUGAGGAGGCAGUUUUGGACCGCGGGAAGACCAGCUCCACCCUCCACACCAACUUUGAGAAGGAAGAACUGGAGAGUCACAGAGCGGUGUACGUCGGCGUUCACGUUCCUCUGGGCCGAGAGAGUCGGAGGCGUCACCGUCACAGAGGACACAGACAUCACCGGAAACGACGGGAUCGGUCAGACCGAGAGGACGGACGAGAGUCGCCCUCAAAUGACACGCCGUCUCAGAGAGUCCAGUUCAUCCUCGGGACGGAGGACGGCGAUGAAGAGCACAUCCCUCACGACCUGUUCACCGAACUGGACGAGAUCGCCUUCAGAGACGGAGACUUUCAGGAGUGGAAGGAGACAGCCAGGUGGCUGAAGUUUGAGGAGGACGUAGAAGACGGAGGUGAACGUUGGAGUAAACCGUACGUGGCCACGUUGUCUCUUCACAGUCUAUUUGAGCUGCGCUCCUGCAUCCUGAACGGCACCGUGCUGCUCGACAUGAGGGCCAACACUAUCGAAGAGAUCGCAGACAUGGUGAUUGACAGCAUGUUGGCGUCGGGUCAGCUGGAGGAGGGCGUUCGAGAGAAGGUGAAGGAAGCCAUGUUGAGACGUCACCACCAUCAGAACGAGAAGAAGCUGAGCAACCGAAUCCCGCUGGUUCGAUCCUUCGCUGAUAUUGGCAAGAAACACUCCGACCCCCAUUUACUGGAACGAAACGGGGACGGUAUGUCCUCCUCUGGUCUCUCCCUCCAUCAUCGCCUCUCUGUCCCUGCCACCCCUCUUCCGUCCCCUCGUGCGUCCUUCCCGUUUGAACGCCUCCACUCUGAGCCCUGCCCGCCCAGCCCCCUCCCCUUCCAGCUGGACGCUCCCCCGCCAGACUCCCCUGGAGCUCUGCGUCGGCGCUCUGCUCCGGGGGAACUGUCCGGAGGAGCGGGGGUCCCCCAGGUGAAGGUUUACCCCCCUGAAGAAGACGAGGAAGAGGACAAACAGGAUCAGCUGUUUCCUCUCAGUGACCCAGGCCUGCUGGCGUCCCCUCAGUCGGCUCCCGGAAACCUCGACAGCAAGAACAGCGAGAGUCGCAUCAACGGAGGAAACGGAGGCAGCCGGGAGAACAGCACGGUGGACUUCAGCAAGGUGGAUAUGAACUUCAUGAAGAAGAUUCCUCCCGGUGCAGAAGCCUCUAACGUCCUGGUUGGUGAAGUCGACUUCCUGGAGCGGCCAAUCAUCGCCUUCAUCCGGCUCUCCCCCGCCAUGCUGCUGACGGGCCUCACAGAGGUCCCGGUGCCCACCAGGUUUCUUUUCCUGCUGCUCGGUCCGUUCGGAAAAGGUCCGCAGUACCACGAGAUCGGACGCUCCAUCGCCACUCUGAUGACAGACGAGAUUUUUCAUGAUGUUGCCUACAAAGCUAAAGACAGGACCGAUCUGCUGUCAGGGAUCGACGAGUUCCUGGAUCAGGUCACCGUGCUUCCUCCAGGCGAGUGGGACCCCAGCAUCCGCAUCGAACCCCCAAAGAGCGUCCCGUCUCAGGAGAAGAGGAAGAUGCCGCCAGCCCCUAAUGGCUCCGCCCAUGGCUAUGACAUCAUCAAGGAGUCAGAGCAUGACGCAGGGCCGGAGCUGCAGAGGACGGGGAGGAUUUUUGGAGGUUUGGUGAAUGACGUUCGGAGGAAAGCUCCCUUCCUGUGGAGUGACAUCAGAGACGCCAUCAGCCUGCAGUGUUUGGCGUCCGUCCUCUUCCUCUACUGCGCCUGCAUGUCGCCCGUCAUCACGUUCGGAGGUCUGCUGGGAGAAGCCACCAAAGGAAACAUAAGUGCCAUAGAGUCUCUGUUCGGGGCGUCUCUGACCGGCGUGGCCUAUUCUGUGUUCGCCGGUCAGCCUCUCACCAUCCUGGGCAACGGUCCAGUCCUGGUCUUUGAGAAGAUCCUCUUCAAGUUCUGCAGUGACUACGGCCUGUCCUACCUGUCACUGCGGACCAGUAUCGGACUCUGGACCGCCUUCCUCUGCCUGCUGCUGGUCGCCACCGACGCCAGCUCUCUGGUCUGCUACAUCACCCGCUUCACCGAAGAGGCCUUCGCCGCCCUCAUCUGCAUCAUCUUCAUCUACGAGGCUCUGGAGAAGCUGGUCCACCUCGGGGAGGUCUACCCCAUCAACAUGCACAACCAGCUGGAAAACCUCACCUUCUACACGUGUCAGUGUUCUCCGCCUGCCAACGCCUCCGCUGAAGUCCUGAAGAUCUGGAAAAAGAAGAACUUGACUUUGGACAGCAUCCAGUGGGACGAGCUGACUGUGAAGGGCUGUCGCGAAUUACACGGAGAGUUCGUCGGCUCGGCCUGCGACCACGAAGGUCCCUACGUCCCCGACGUCCUCUUCUGGUCCGUCAUCCUCUUCUUCACCACCUUCUUCCUCUCCUCCUUCCUCAAACAGUUUAAGACCAAGAGAUACUUCCCCACCAAGGUUCGAUCGACCAUCAGUGACUUCGCCGUCUUUCUGACCAUCAUGAUCAUGGUGCUGGUGGAUUAUCUGGUCGGAGUUCCUUCGCCCAAACUCCACGUCCCCGACCGCUUCGAGCCCACGUCUAGCAGUCGAGGGUGGCUGAUCUCCCCGCUGGGACCGAACCCCUGGUGGACGCUGCUGGCCGCCGCCGUCCCCGCUCUUCUCUGCACCAUCCUCAUCUUCAUGGACCAGCAGAUCACCGCCGUCAUCGUCAACAGGAAGGAAAACAAACUGAAGAAAGGCUGCGGCUACCACCUGGACCUGCUGGUGGUGUCGGUGAUGCUGGGCGUCUGCUCCAUCAUGGGCCUGCCGUGGUUCGUGGCGGCGACCGUGCUCUCCAUCUCCCACGUCAACAGCCUGAAGCUGGAGUCGGAGUGCGCGGCGCCGGGCGAGCAGCCAAAGUUUCUGGGCAUCAGAGAGCAGAGAGUCACCGGCUUCAUGAUCUUUAUCCUGAUGGGCUGCUCCGUCUUCAUGACCUCCGCCCUCAAGUUCAUCCCGAUGCCGGUCCUGUACGGAGUCUUCCUCUACAUGGGAGUGUCCUCACUCAAAGGCAUUCAGCUUUUUGAUCGCAUCAAACUGUUCGGCAUGCCGGCCAAACACCAGCCGGACCUGAUCUACCUGCGCUACGUCCCCCUGUGGAAGGUCCACGUCUUCACCGUGGUGCAGCUGACCUGUCUCAUCGUCCUCUGGGCCAUCAAGGCCUCGGCCGCCGCCGUCGUCUUCCCCAUGAUGGUCCUGGCUCUGGUUUUCAUCCGGAAGCUUCUGGAUUUCUGUUUCACCAAAAGAGAGCUGAGCUGGCUGGACGACCUGAUACCAGAGAGCAAGAAGAAGAAGGAGGACGACAAGAAGAAGAAGGAGAAGGAGGAUGCUCGGCGGAUGCUGGAGGAGGUGGAGGACGAUCCGCCGUACGACCGAGGAAACGUCAUCGACUUCCCGAUCAAAAGCUUGAAAGGACGCUUGGACCCAUCAGAGGUGAACAUCUCAGAUGAAAUGGCCAAAAGUGGAAUUUGGAAAUCAGUUUCUAAGAACUCUGACAGCAGCAAAUCUCUGAAACGCAGCAACAGCCAGGAGAAGCUGUCGAGCGUCCUGAUAAAAGUGGAGAACACGGACGGUCAGAAAGUCGUGGACGCCGAGACGUCGUUAUGAUCCACCGCCGCUCCUCACCACCAGGCGGCGCUGUUGGAGGACGCGGUCACUGAUGGGAUACCGCAGUCCUCUGAACUAAGGUGAAAGGUCACGGGACAAACAAUCAGGCUUCACCUCGCCGCGCCGUACAUCCCGCGCUGCGUUUUCUAAGACGAAGGUGAACAUUUAAUUUUCUCAUCGUUUUAUGGUGAAAACACGGAGACUCCGCCGCCGGGAGCUCACACAGCCACUUUUGGAAACAUCCUCCUCAGGUUUCUUUGGUUGGUUUUGACUCAGGCGGUCCGCUGCUGCGCUGUGAUUGGCUGCUGAACCGACACACAUACAGACUGAUGAUCUGAAAAAAAACAGCUGAAGUUUAAUUUCAUGUUUUUAAAUUUUAUGUUUCUGCUUUGACGAAGCAGACGGAGCUCUUCACCUCCGACAGGUUUUUAUUUAAUCCAUCAUGCUGAUUUAAGUUGUUUAUGUGUGUGUGUUUCUUUGUGUGUGUGUGUGGCUGUGCGUGUGUGUGAGAGUGUGUGUGCGAUCACUGUUGUGCCUCACCUCGUUGCCUGCAGUGGCCGACUGAAUGAUGUCACAGCCGCUGUCGUCAGAGUUUCCUCUUAAAGUUAAAAUAAAAUCAGUUUGGUGACGA
Plectropomus leopardus (leopard coralgrouper) is the source of this 4419-nucleotide messenger RNA. Lineage: Eukaryota; Metazoa; Chordata; Actinopteri; Perciformes; Serranidae. The record is from RefSeq and is a predicted model, not a curated record.